CAAUUGUUUUUGAUCCACACUAAGCAAAGUGUGGUCGUCAGGUACGCGGGUGGCAAGGGCGGGGAGACGGCACCGGUUUUAAAGGUUGGUUAGAGACUACUGGGUCCCACCCUGAAGCCAAGGCACCCACAGUCUUGGGGUUUCUGGGGCUUGCCUCCCCUCGUUCGCAGCCUACGGGCCAGCGGGACCCGCGUUCCCUGCGGCCUGUGGUCCAGUGCUAAUGUCACCUGAGUUGUCACUGCUGGUUAGGCAGUACCAGGGAUUGGAUCUGGGGCUUUUUGCAUGGUAAGCAAGCACUCUACUCUGUUACUUUCAGCCUUUGCUGUCCUGGAACUCGCUCUGUGGACCAGCCUGGCCUCAAACUCAGAGAGAUUCACCAGUCUCUGCCUCCCGAGUGCUGGGAUUAGAGGCGUGUAUCACCUCUGCCCAGUUCCUAGGCUGCUCUUGCUUAGUACAAGUUCCGGGUGCAGAGGUAAAUGUUUGAGCUCUUUCCCUGGAAGGAUUUAUGGUAGAGUAGGAAAAAGGAGAACAACCAGUUUGAGUUGAACUCAAAGCAGUCGAAAAUUGGAACCUCAUAAAGGUGGAAUAAAUGUCACUGCCAAAUUCCCCAGAUACACCAUUGUUGUAUCAAGUACUUAGCAGCUCUGUUGAAUGACUAAGGCUCAAAGUUUUUUUGUUUUGUUUUAAUUUGAGAUGGGAUAUAAUCACUGUGUGGGCUAGACUGGCCUAGAAGUCACAGUCUCCCUGCCUCGGCCUAGCUGCUAGGGUUACAGGCUUGAGGAAAGGCUCUCUGCCUUGAGAAAAGAUUUUUUAAACUAAGGAGUGAAAUGCCAAAUCUGGGCAUAGAUAAUGUCUUGUUCAGGUUGAUCAGAUCUGUGUGGUUUUUUUAAGAUUAUUUUUAAUUGUGUGUGUAUGUGUGCUCAUACAUGCUCACACAAGUGUAUGUGGAUGCAGUUGCCAUCAGAGUCUAGAAAAGAGUAUCUGAUCCCCUAGAGAGCAGCUAUAGGCAGUGAGCCACCUGAUAUGGGUGCUGCUAAUAAAACUCGGGUCCUCUUUAGAGCAGCAGAUGUAUGUGCUUUGAUGCUCAGCUGCACCUUUGUCUUUUGAGGACUCUUAGAUGAUAACCUCUUUCAGCACCUACUGAAUUCCCAUUGCGUGCCAGGAUUCAUGCCAUCCACCAAAGGUGCAAGCUCAAGAAAGGUGGCUCUGCCUUCAGGAGUGUGCAGGCAGAUACAAUAUAGACUCAGGGUAGGGACUGGAGAAAUGGCUCAGCGGUUAAGAGCACUGGCUGGUCUUCCAGAGGCUCUGAGUUCAAUUCCCAGCGACCACAUGGUGGCUCACAACCAUCUGUAAUGAGGUCUGGUGCCCUCUUCUGGCCUGCAGGUAUACAGACAAAAUAUUGUAUACGUAGACUCAGGGUAGUGGCUGAUGUUAUCUUUAUUGGAUUCCCUCUCAUAAAAAGCACCUUCAGGGACUACAGAAUUUAGGAAGGCGCAAGGAACAAAAAACAGAAAAGAAAGUAGUUAAGUUCAACAAAUGCCAAAUAUUGCCGAUUGCAAGGUCUUUGUUGUUGUUUAGGAUUUACUUAUUUGUAUUUUAUGUGUACAACUGUUUUUCCUUCAUGUGUGUCUGUGAACUUUGAUUCCUUCGGAGGCCAGAGAUGGCAUUGGAUCCCUGGAACUGAAGGUAGAGAGGGUUAUGAACCGGUAUGUGGGUGCUGGGAACUAAACCCAGGUCCCCUGUGAAAGCAGCCAGUGACCUGACUGCUGGACUAUCUCUCCAGUCUUAUUCGCAGAGUCUCUCAAAGGAAUUCAGUUUGGCAGGAAAGCAUCAACCCCGGCUUUCGAGCUUUUUAAGCAGCAACCAUGGAAGAUUCUAGAGCCCCUCAAAAUUCUCCUAUCUCUUUUUCCUUCUCAGCUAGACUUCCAAAGAGACAUUAGAACAAUUCACUCCCCAACAGGAUCUUUAUUUUUUAUUUGUGUGUGUGCAUAAUGUGCUGGUGUGUAUGCCAUGUCACAUAUGUGGAGGUCAGAGGACAGCUUGGUGGAGUCAGUUCCUUCCUUCACAUCUACAUGAGUUCCAGGGGUUAAACUCAGGUCUUCUUGCUGAAUCAGCUCAUAAGACUCCUGUGGCUAGAACUUUUUUACCCCUGAGCCAUAGGUCCCCUUAUAAUUCUUUUGACUUUUUUUUGCUCAUUUUAAUAAGGUGAGAUUAUGGCCAGACGGUGGUGGUGCACACCUCUAAUCCCAGCACUCGAGAAGCAGAGGCAGGUAGAUCUCUGUGAGUUCAAGGCCAGCCUGGUAUACAGAGUGAGUUCCAGGACAGGCUCCAAAAAGUCACAGAGAAACCCUGUCUCAGAAAACAAAAAAAACAAACAAAAAAAGCAAAAGUGAUGUGGAUGAUUAGUUUGUGUGAACGUCUAAGAGCAGUGCCAUCACACGGGUUUGGAUGUUUUUGUUUAAAAAGAUUUAUAGUCGGCAUUGCUUUCCAUACAUGAAAAGAGUGGCACUUCUAGAAUCCUUAGAGAAUGUGUUGUUUUCCUCAUUUCUCUGGAAGAAUUCUAUAUUCUAUUUAAUUUUGUAUAUGCCGUUAGCUUUCUGAUACACUCAGUAAAUAAAUACAUCUCAAACUUAACCUGCACGGUAGCUUUGACCUGAACUUCUAACUACACAGGAGCCUGAGACUGGAGGAUUACUGUUUUGAGGCCUGCUUGGAGUACAGAGUGAAUUGAAGGCUUCACAGUGAGACCCUGUCUCAAAAUAAAAAGUAAAAAGAGAACCGGGGAUCUAACUCGGUGGUAGAGUGCUUGUCUAGUGCAUGCAAAGCUCUGGAUUCUAUCCUUAGUAACACAGAAAGAAGGGAGGAGGACUCUUAAAUAGACCUAGAGAUUUAGAUUAUUAGUGUAUUUGGCUCUUUACUGCUGACCAUUUGCCGAAUUACCUCUCUGGAAUACUCAGCGGCAUGCUUUCCUUAGUUCAGUCCGUCUGGACCAGUACCACACACCUGCUCACCACUAACACAGUAACGCUAGUUCUCGGUUGGCUGUAGGGUUAGCUGUGUGAGUGGCGUGAGCGCAUGGACUGUAAGUUAGAAGAAAGUGCUCAGAAAGCAGAGUCGCUGGGGGUGCAGGGACCAGACGGUUCCCAAGACGACGGAGGUGAAGAUGGACUGUCUGAGAUCUUCCAGCUGCUGCAGAUGGAUGUGGAAUACGAGCACCGAGAGGAAGAGGCGCGCCCUGCAAACAGUGCAGCAUGGGGCUCGAAAAAUGUGCAGAGAAAACAGAGACACUGGGAAAGGAUAGUCUCCUCGAAGAAGAGCAAAAGGAAGCAGGAAAAAGAAAGAAGAAAAGUCAAGCGUGCAGAACACCCAGGCACCUGCCCUCAGCACAGCAAACGUUUUUUGAAAGCGUUAACCAAAGAGAAACUUUUGGAAGCCAAACACUCAGGACCAAGACUGUGUGUUGACUUGAGCAUGACCCAGCACAUGUCAAAGAAGGAACUGAGCAGGUUGUCUGCACAGAUCCGAAGGUUGUAUGGUUCAAACAAAAAAGCCAGCAGGCCCUUUUGGAUCUGCCUCACUGGAUUCUCAACCGACAGUCUCCUCUAUGAAGAGUGUCUGAGGAUGAAUGAUGGAUUUUCUGCUUACUUGCUGGAUGUGACAGAAGAAGACUGCUUUAGUUUAUUUCCUCUGGAAAGCCUUGUGUACCUGACUCCCGACUCAGAACGGGCCCUUGAAGAAGUUGAUCAGAACACGGUGUACGUCAUUGGUGGACUUGUAGAUGAAAGCAUUCAGAAGAAGGUGACAUUCCAAAAAGCUCGAGAACACUCUGUGAAGACAGCCCGUUUGCCAAUCCAGGAAUACAUGGUCAGGCGCCAGAAUGAGAAAAACUACCAUUCAGAAAUACUGGCCAUCAAUCAAGGUGCUGUGCUGGUUCUGUUUUGUGGGCAAGAAUGCCAGCAAGCCACAGUUCUCAAGCAGAGGGACCAGUGAUACUACUUUCAAGUUGAGUCCUCCCUUCAUAACCAUGAAAUCCUCCAGCAAGAGCCAUUUCAGGGUCUAAGAACACCCUUCAAAAUUGCACUGUCCAAAUUAUAUGUGGUUAAAUUUAUAUUUAACCUUGUAUCUAAUUAAGACAUACAAAAUUCAGUUCCUCAUUGCAUUAGCUACUUUUGAACUGUUCAACAGCCACACAUAACUAGCAAUAACUAGCAGUCAGUGCAGAUACAAAAACUAAACCUGGUGUCAUUGGAGAAUGUUCUAUCAGUUCUACUUACAAAAAGUUACAUAUUUGACCAGAGGAAGGAAAAACUCUUGACAUCCAUAUUCAAAAUAAAAUGGGACAGUGGUAAUUCACAAAUGCUACUUCAUGGAAGAUUUGCUUUAAACUGUUACAAAACCCAACUUUAAAAUAAUGAAGCUAAGAAACAAUUAAUUUGUUCUCUUCACUCAACAUUAAAACACUCACAGGUGAGAGUUGCAGAGCUGGCUCACAGGUUACGAGCACUGCUGCUCCUGCAGAGGGUCCAGGUUAGCACCCUCCUAGCAGCUCACAACCAGUCACACUCAAGUUUUAGGGAACCUGAUCUUCUUUGUCUGACCUCCACAAGCAGCAGUUACAGUGGGCAAAUACAUACA
Molecule: messenger RNA, 4635 nt
Organism: Chionomys nivalis (European snow vole)
Lineage: Eukaryota; Metazoa; Chordata; Mammalia; Rodentia; Cricetidae
Gene: Trmt10b
Product: tRNA methyltransferase 10B
Exons: 9
Coding region: 3076-3990 (304 amino acids)
Biological process (GO): tRNA N1-guanine methylation
Cellular component (GO): nucleus; nucleoplasm
Molecular function (GO): tRNA binding
Source: RefSeq, a predicted model, not a curated record